Betta splendens (Siamese fighting fish) is the source of this 1992-nucleotide messenger RNA. RefSeq names its product rho-related GTP-binding protein RhoA-D-like. Gene Ontology annotation, biological process: small GTPase-mediated signal transduction. The transcript has 5 exons. Gene Ontology annotation, molecular function: GTP binding; GTPase activity. The record is from RefSeq and is a predicted model, not a curated record. NCBI's taxonomy places the organism in Eukaryota, Metazoa, Chordata, Actinopteri, Anabantiformes, Osphronemidae. The coding region runs from base 161 to 742 and encodes 193 amino acids.
CAGUUUUUAGGCGCUGUGUUUGGAUGUUCGAGCGUCCGCGAACGCAGCAGCGUGGGAGGGUCUUGAGAGCCCCUGCUCGGCCGCCUCACUCUGAUCACGGCCGCUUCCACGGAGGAGGACGUACGGAGCUCCUCGUUCACGCAAAGCACAGUCUUCUGAGAUGGCGGCCAUCAGGAAGAAGCUGGUGAUUGUUGGGGAUGGAGCGUGCGGGAAGACCUGUCUGCUCAUCGUCUUCAGUAAAGACCAGUUCCCCGAGGUCUACGUCCCCACCGUGUUUGAGAACUACAUCGCAGACAUUGAAGUGGAUGGGAAACAGGUGGAAUUAGCACUGUGGGAUACAGCUGGUCAGGAAGACUACGACAGACUGAGGCCCCUCUCCUACCCAGACACAGACGUCAUCCUCAUGUGCUUCUCGAUAGACAGCCCCGACAGUUUGGAGAACAUUCCAGAAAAAUGGACGCCUGAGGUGAAACACUUUUGCCCCAACGUCCCGAUCAUCCUGGUGGGCAACAAGAAGGACCUUAGAAACGACGAGCACACGCGCAGGGAGCUGGCCAAGAUGAAACAGGAGCCAGUGAAGUCUGAGGAGGGCAGAGACAUGGCCAACCGCAUCGGCGCGUUCGGCUACCUGGAGUGUUCCGCCAAGACCAAGGACGGCGUGCGGGACGUGUUCGAGAUGGCCACCAGGGCGGCGCUGCAGGUCCGCAAGCGCAAGAAGCGGGGCGGCUGCCAGCUGCUGUGAGGCGGCCGGUCGGCACCUGCAGGAAGACCCCUCCAACACAUUACAGUAGAGAGACCUUAAAUCAAUGGCUUCCUGGGACUACACUUAAUUCACAGAUGCAGAUAAGCCACGGGCGAAUAUGGAAAGACUGACUCACCUGUUUAGAAGCAAAACAAAGCCACCACUAGUUUCUCAGCUGCACACCCACGGUCAGCUUUUGGUAUUACUUGUAUAAUUGUAUGUUUGUAUUUAUACGUGCAUUAUACUUUACAGAUACAUCAGGCUCGUGCCUCUGUUAUGAUUGUUUACAGUGCAGGUCGGUAGCUCGGUUCUCCCUCAGCUCACAGGCAGGUUUUAGAUUUGCAUUAAUAGUGUUGCACCCCUGCUUCUCCUAAAACUCAGUCUUUUUUUCUGCACGCACUCCCGGCAUAAUGCAUCUAUUUGUCGCCCCACUAUUGGUUUUACAUCCUAAGUCAGCAGAGCUCAGUUUUCCUUAGAUUCAGACAAGAACUAAAUUUACAGGGAGCCUGCGUCGGCAUAAACAGAAGCUGCUGCAACUAUUUGUGUGGAGAGGCACUGGACCGCACCUUGGUCUGUCUCCUCCAUGGCGAUAGUUUAGACUGGCACUGGAGACAAUGGUCUAUUGUCAAGGACACAAAUACACUCGGUCGCACUCGCUCUCUGACAGACGUCACCUACUCCUUUCUCCUGCCGGCCCUGCCUCCUGUCUGAACCCUGUGCUGUACCCGCUAUGCAGUGGAUUGCGUCUACAGGGUUUGGCCUCAGCACACAGAUACAGCCAUAUUACUGUUAAGCAGAUUUCAGACCAGUCCAAUUAGCUCUUCGCCCUGUUUGCCACUGCAGCAACAUUCCUUGGAGUGUGUGCACAGCCAUCGUCUAUUCUCUGGGGCCAAGAGUUUAAAAGCAAGGUGUGUGUGUGUGUGUGUGUGUGUGUCUGCAAACGUCCAUGCUGCCAUUGGCCUCAAGGGUAUUUAUGACCUAAAACUGAAAUCACAGCAUUGCGCUGACAGGCUGAGCGUAAACCAACGCGACAGACCCUGCGUUGAUAUUACCGCCACAAUAAGCUAUGAGGGUAGUCCUUUAAGAUCUGAAUGUUGCAGUCUUGGGCUAAUUCCUGGACAGUGCCUAUUUGUCUAUUAACACCACAGUUCAAGAGCAAGUGUUGUGUGAUGAUGCUUUACAAACAGCAGUGGGAUGUGUUGAAUGUCUGGACGAGACAAAGAUGUUAAUAAAGUGUUUUUGAAAUACUA